Molecule: messenger RNA, 1128 nt
Organism: Protopolystoma xenopodis
Lineage: Eukaryota; Metazoa; Platyhelminthes; Monogenea; Polystomatidea; Polystomatidae
Source: the annotation of a GenBank genome assembly
AUGAAUUCUUGCUUUUUUUAUGUGCACAGAAUUCCAAAUCGAGAGGACUUUGACGACCAAGCGUUUCUCUCUGCGGGGCUUACACUUCCACUCGACACUGUUUUGACUCGAUUUCGUAACCAGGGCGGCGCUAAACUGCGAUCUGCUGCUACAGCUGCUGCACUUCUCGCGUCCACACCUCGCCUCAAUCUCAAAAACUCCCUCAGCAUUGCACUUUCGCCUUCAGGCUUUGGUCUUGGACAAGAAGAUUCGUCCGGCCCAUCGGCAACUACUAUGUCCGCUAGCACUGGAUCUCGGAUUAUUGAUGGUGAUUUUUCGCCCAAUGGGUCAGAGUUACUUAUACCAGCUUCUUCGUCAGGUAUUGACAUUACAUCAGCUUGUGUUGACCAUCUGAUGUCGAUUUUGGCUGAGACAGAGGGCGAGAUCGACUUAUCCACUUGGGAAGUGGGUAUCCCGACGGUCUCACAACCCUAUAUUGAAGCGAUGGUAUCAAAUUUUCCAAUGCACUCCCAGCCAACUAUUGGGGGUCCUGCUAACGUUGCAGUAUCCUUGUCCCAGCAAUCGCAGCUUGGCUUUUCUUCUACUAGACAACAGAGUGGAAUGAUUCAAGCCGUUGCCGUGGCUGCCUCAUCUCCCCUGAGUGGAGCAGCUAGUGGCAAUCCGAACACCAGAUCUCGGCAAGUCUCACAUCGGUCCUCUGCUUCAAAAGUACUGGCUGGCCAUCAUCGCGAUGGCCCUGGUUCCGUCCAGUGGCUUGAUGUGGCUGAGAGAGCUAUUGCGCCAGUCCUUUCUGGGAACAAUUUUCGACGCAAUGACGGUGUUGAAAUCGCCACUGUUUCGGGGGGUUGUUUUGAACAAGCCGAUGUCUUGGCAACUGAUGGGUGUAGCGACUUCGGUCACAGUGAUUCAUCAAGUGCACAUAAAUCUUCACUUUCUGGCACGUUUUUAACUCCAAAUAAUAGAUUUACCACCCCAACUCCGCCACUAUUGCCUUCACCUUCUAUUCCUUUCACACUGGCACGCCAGUACUACUUUGCUAUUCAGACGGAUAGGCUAGUGAUGGGCCGGCGCUUCUCCGUGAGCCGAGUUGACCGGUAUGUUUGCUGUUUUUUGCAUUUUCAAAAUUAA